ACUACUAUAAUAGUGAUGAAACUCCGUCUCUCCUCUAGGUGGACGUAUCUAACAGUGUCGGUGCCCUACUCCAACUGCCCCAGCAGCACCAGUAAGACCAGCGUCACCCUCUCCCUGGUCAUGCCCUCUCAGGGGGGUACCCUCACCAACGGGACCAACACAGCCUCCACUUUGGAGGAGGGCACACCCACACACACACCUGGCCAGAGUCCCACCACCACGCUCCAUUCCACCAAUAACCAGACCACCCAGAGCUCCAGCUCCUCUUCAGGAGACGGAGGCAGCCUUUUCAGACAGCGUGGCAGCCAGGCGGUGCAGCCAGACGAGACCGGACGGGUCCCUCCCUAUGUUGACUUCACCCAGUUCUACCGGCUGUGGGGGUCGGACCACGGAGACUUCCUGGGGACACAGGGGUCCUCAGCCGGGCUGGGGCCUCAGUGAUGGAGGGGGACAAGAUUUGGGGUGAAGAGAAUGAUAAAUGCUCUUGAAGGAGAGAGGUAUAGGAAUGUAUUGGAGGGGUUGUGUGAUGGAUUUUGGUGGUGUUGUUGAGAUUUAGACCAUCUGAUAUGGCAUUUCUAUUUUUUUACUUUGUCACGACUAUUCCUUUUACUACAGCCGAUAACGUGUUUAUUACACGCCUAAAGGUAAUGUUAUUGAUGGGUCGGGUGGACGACAGGUAUGCAGGAAGGAGGGCUGAUCUAGCAUCAGUUUUUGCUUUAGAUAACAAUGAAUAAGAUUAUAUGGACAGGGGUGACCUGAUCCUAGGUCACUGCUCUGACUCUGAGAUGCUUGAUGCGGCCCCAGAUCUACCUGAAUGGACUGAAUUCACUCCCAACACACAGUCAGUGAGUGUAUGUUGGCUGGCGUUUGUAACUCCUGUCACCUGCUCUCUGUCAGUCUGUCUGUAAACAAGGGAGGGAGGUAGGAAGGGGGAUGAAUGAAUGAUGUGGGGUUAUCAGUCUGUAAACAAGGGAGGGAGGAGAGGGGGAUGAAUGAAUGAUGUGGGGUUAUCAGUCUGUAAACAAGGGAGGGAGGAGAGGGGGGUGAAUGAAUGAUGUGGGGUUAUCAGUGCGGGUGACACAUCACAUAAUGAGCUGACAAGUGAAGGGACUCAUCUCAGCUGUCUCUUGUUACUGUAGCUCUCCGUUGAUCUCUCUUUCUCUCUUUCCACCCCACUCCCUCCUACUCUCCACCUGCCUCUUCACUCUCUCUUUCGCUCCUCUUUAUCCGUAUUUGGUCUGAAGUGGGGUUGGUUGGAGGAGAGAUGGGCAGUUGAAGUGAUUACAUGUUUUUGAUAGUUAUGAAAUCAUGUAUAUCUAACGUAUGUUUAUUUUAUGUAUCGUUAUAUAUAUUUUAUGUACAGUUGAAGUUACAUACACUUAGGUUGGAGUCAUUAAA
Molecule: messenger RNA, 1398 nt
Organism: Salvelinus namaycush (lake trout)
Lineage: Eukaryota; Metazoa; Chordata; Actinopteri; Salmoniformes; Salmonidae
Product: TGF-beta-activated kinase 1 and MAP3K7-binding protein 1-like
Exons: 3
Coding region: 16-441 (141 amino acids)
Source: RefSeq, a predicted model, not a curated record